CUAUUAUACGAAGCGACACGCGUCUCAAGUCAUCAGUUGAGUUCCGAUCGCGCGCUUGACCGGGCGAGUCCGACCAAAGGUUCUGAACAGAAGGGAGCGAUGGCUUAUCACGAACAAUAUUUCUCCCACGCGGACGGUUCCUACGUUCCGGCUAGUAUUGCGCAAACCACCAAGGAAAUCCCUCUCAGUACCGCCCUGUUGGAUGGUGUGACCAAAGUUAUCAAACUGUUGGUGCUUAUCGUGCCCGUACUUUUGCGAGAUUUUGUCCAGCUGCUUCUGCCCGCGCAGAAGAAAUCCAUAAAGGGCCAGGUAGCCUUGGUGACUGGUGGUGGCAAUGGUUUGGGGAGAGCGUUGUGUCUUCGGUUAGCCCAAGAGGGCUGCGCGGUUGCGGUGGCAGAUAUCGAUUUGCCGAGUGCGCAGAACACGGCAAAAGAAGUGCGAAAUCGGUACGGCGUUAAUGCCGAAGGGUUCCGGGUCGAUGUGGCCGAUCAUCAGUCGGUUGCAGAGCUGCGAAAACGGAUCGAAUCCGCGCUGGGACCGGUGGAUAUUCUUGUGAACAAUGCAGGCUUGCUGGCGAUGCUGUCGCUGUCCGAAGGUAGCGUACAGGAUGUGCAGAGGAUCAUCAAUGUGAACCUGUUGUCACACUUUUGGACAAUCCGUGAGUUCAAGGACGGAAUGGUGGAACGUCGCCGAGGACACAUCGUCGCUAUUAGCUCGAUACUGGGAAUCUUACCCAACGGCCGAUCGAUUUGCUACAACACAACGAAAUUCGGAGUACGUGGUCUGAUGGCAUCGCUGAACGAUGAACUCUACUCCGACGGUCUGGCAGAGCACAUCCACACCACGUGUGUCUAUCCAGCGGGAAUCAAAACACGGAAGGAUUUCGUUGAUUUUGUUAAAGACCUCAAAUUGACUAUCCCAUGGCACAGCCCGGAGUACGUAGCGGAGGCUACGGUAACUGGUAUGCUGACCAACAAAACGGAUCUCAUAGCGAGUAGCACAAUCGUGAAAUUUCUUUGCUACUGCUAUCCUCUGUUUCCCAAAUCUUUUGUUCGUCUGGCAACAGAUGUCAUGGUGGGUAAAUGCCCACCCCUCACAAGGAGAUCAUCACUGAAGUAAUACGAAAACGGUGGAAAUGUGUGAGUGGGGUUCGCGAUGUUCCUGUGCAAUCAAUCAAAGUCAUCACAUCUCAGGCUCGGAUGUCGGUUGUAUUAAGUUAUUAUUAGUAUUAAUGUGCAAUGGGGGUAUUGUUAGCAUUGAUUCAUUUUACAAUAAAACAUAAACAUUUCAAA
This is a messenger RNA of Toxorhynchites rutilus septentrionalis, 1292 nucleotides long. RefSeq names its product estradiol 17-beta-dehydrogenase 11-like. Gene Ontology annotation, molecular function: oxidoreductase activity, acting on the CH-OH group of donors, NAD or NADP as acceptor. Gene Ontology annotation, cellular component: lipid droplet. Lineage: Eukaryota; Metazoa; Arthropoda; Insecta; Diptera; Culicidae. The transcript has 5 exons. The record is from RefSeq and is a predicted model, not a curated record. Bases 100 to 1119 code for a protein of 339 amino acids.